Molecule: messenger RNA, 1694 nt
Organism: Vidua chalybeata
Lineage: Eukaryota; Metazoa; Chordata; Aves; Passeriformes; Viduidae
Product: alcohol dehydrogenase 1
Exons: 9
Coding region: 347-1471 (374 amino acids)
Biological process (GO): retinol metabolic process; retinoic acid metabolic process
Cellular component (GO): cytosol
Molecular function (GO): all-trans-retinol dehydrogenase (NAD+) activity; zinc ion binding
Source: RefSeq, a predicted model, not a curated record
UCUCCAAACCUGCCAAAAGCAGCUGGAAGGAAUAAACCAAUUUUCUGAGCUCUCUCAGCCUUUUAGGCGGGGAGGGCAGGGAAUGAAGCAAGGGCAGAGUCGCUGAUAAAAGCCUCCCUGGAGCACUUCUGCUCCUAUCCAUCUCCCUGCCGCUAUCCAGCUCCUCCCCUCAGCACUCACGGUGCCGCCCAGCAUCCAGCGCCUGACACAGAUUAACCAGCGCUCUCCAGGGACGGUGCCGCACCGGGACUGCUCCCGCUCCACGCCUGGGGGAUUCUGCAACACGCGGAGGCAGCAGCUUCCCUCCAGCCUGCGACAGCGACAGACACAGCUCUGCUAACACCACAUGGCCACUGCGGGAAAAGUUAUCAGGUGCAGGGCUGCUGUUGCCUGGGCCCCGGGCAAACCACUCUCUGUUGAGGAGGUGGAAGUUGCACCCCCAAAGGCAGGGGAAGUCCGGAUCAAGAUUGUGGCCACAGGCAUCUGUCACACUGAUGAUCAUAUUUUGAAAGGUUCCUUGCCUAAUGUGGAAUUCCCAGUUAUCCCUGGCCAUGAAGGAGCUGGGAUUGUGGAAAGCAUUGGACAAGGAGUGACCUCUGUGAAACCAGGAGACAAAGUGAUCCCACUUUGCCUCCCUCAGUGUGGGGAAUGCAGCUUCUGCCAGAAUCCUGAAUCCAACUGCUGCCAGAAGUCCCAUUUCUCUGAACCACAAAACCUGCUGCCGGACAAGACCAGCCGCUUCUCUUGCAAAGGGAAGCAGAUCCACCACUUCCUGUGGGUCAGCACCUUUGCAGAAUACACCGUGGUCCCAGAAUACGCCGUUGCCAAGAUAGAUGCUGCGGCACCUCUGGACAAAGUCUGCUUGUUUGGCUGUGGGUUUUCCACAGGCUAUGGGGCUGCCAUCAACACAGCCAAGGUAAAACCAGGCUCCACCUGUGCUGUCUUUGGCCUUGGAGGAGUUGGCCUCUCUGUUGUCAUGGGCUGCAAGGCAGCUGGAGCUUCCCGCAUCAUUGCUGUGGACAUCAAUAGCGACAAGUUUGCCAAGGCCAAGGAGCUGGGAGCCACCGACUGCGUCAACCCUCGAGACUUCAAGAAGCCCAUCCAGGAGGUGCUCACUGAGAUGACCAGGCAGGGCGUGGACUACUCCUUUGAGGCCAUCGGGCAUGUGGACACCAUGAUUGCUGCCUUGGCUUCCUGCAAUAUGAACACUGGUGUCUGUGUGAUGGUUGGGGUACUUGAUUCAGAGAUUUCCAUUGAUCCUGUGCUUCUGCUGACUGGGCGUACAUGGAAGGGGACUAUGCUUGGAGGCUGGAAGACGAGGGAAUGUAUCCCCAAAUUAGUUUCCAGCUACUUGGAGAGGAAAUUCAAUUCAGACUUGCUGAUCACGCACACGCUGCCAUUCGCUAAAGUGAACGAGGGAUUUGAGUUGUUACAUGCAGGAAAAAGUAUCCGCACUGUACUGCUCUUCUGAAGGACACAGCCCAGGAAGCCAAGCGGAGGGACCAGUGCAGCAGAUGCUCUCCUGGCCCGGGCCCUUCUCAACCAGCACCUCUCCUUGUGGGGCACCAGGAGAAGAGAAUGAGGAACUCACCUGUGCUGGAGUCACUGCUGGUCCUGCUGUGCCUGGACAAAAUCCAGAUAGAUGUCUCUCCCAAAGAAAUGCUUUUACUAAUAAAGGGUUUCAUUCAAACUCA